Molecule: messenger RNA, 5594 nt
Organism: Caenorhabditis angaria
Lineage: Eukaryota; Metazoa; Nematoda; Chromadorea; Rhabditida; Rhabditidae
Source: the annotation of a GenBank genome assembly
AUGCCACAUACCAUCCCGGGAUGUGUGCAUCCGAGCAAUUCAAAGGAUUCUGUCGAUUGGUGAGAAAAUAUCAUAGAAACCUUGGGAAAUUUGAAAGUUUUUUCAGGGACGACAAGGGUUUGCUCGCGUACAGUGCACAUAAUGUGAUUUUCCUGGUUGAUGUGACGAAAAUGCAAAGAAUUCAAGCAUUGGAUAUGCAUUCGGCAGCCAUAAAUAUUAUAAGAUGGAGUCCGGAACCUAAAAAAUUGGCGUCUUCUGAUAUUUCUGGGCAAAUUAUCAUCAGUGACCCGCUGACAGCUCAAAAACUCAAUCAAUUUCACAAUGGGAAUAGUGCAGUUCAACGUAAGUUAGGAGCAAAAAUCGGGCAUUGCGCAUAUUAUACUAUAUGUAUUUCAGAAAUGUAUUGGUAUCCUUGGAAAGAUAUUGCACGGGAUUUCAUCCUGGUUUUACACUCGCAAAAUUGUCUGAUUUUAUGGAAUGUUUUGACGGGCGAAAAAGUUUGGUCACAUCAAUUUUCGCAUUUUUCGCUCUUUGAUUUUUCGCUGGACCCGUUUUGCUCCAAAAAUUUGAUUUGUGAGUUUUUUGGGGGCCUAGAAACCCAAAAAGGUGCUUCUGGUGGCCUAGAAACCCGAAAUUGUGCUUCUGGUGGCCUAGAAACCCAAAAUUGUGCUUCUGGUGGCCUAGAAAACCAAACAUUUGCUCCAGAUGGCCUAGAAACCCAAAAUUGUGCUUCUGGUGGCCUAGAAAACCAAACAUUUGCUCCAGAUGGCCUAGAAAACCAAGUUAUGGCCUAGAAACCCAAAAAUGUGCUUCUGGUGGCCUUGAAACCCAAAAAUAUGCUUCUGGUGGCCUAGAAAACCAAUUUCACCCCAAAACCUGUUAUUUUUUGCAGUCAGCUCAUCCGGCAAUAAAGUUCUGGUAACUUGUGAUGUUUCACUGUCAGAACCUCAAUCUUCUGGUCAUAUUUUUCAAGUUUUAUCCGAAAAUUCGACAACUUCGACUAAUUCGACAAAUAUUCAUAUUCUAAAAUAUCACAAAGCCUAUCGAAAUGUGGUUUUUGUUGGAAUUCAGAAUUUUGUGAGUUUUUUGAGGGUGAAAAUUGAUGAAAUUUGGUGAAUUCUAACCCUAAAAACAGGAUUUUUCACUCAAAAACCUUAUUUUUCGCAGAUCUACCUGGUAAAUCCCGAAUUAAUGUGUUGUUUGUCGAAAAUUGGAGUCGAGUCGAAUAUUUUGGAUAUUUUACCGUGUUCAAGAAGAGAUUCGAUAUUUGGAAUUCAUUCGAAUGGAGCUGUUACUUUGAGAAUUGGAACAUAUGAGGAUAAAGAAAAGGAAAAAUCGAGUUUUGGAUUGGAAAAGGUAAAUAUGUAGAAAAAUAUUGAAAGUUAGUUUUCGAGCGAAGCGAGUGUAGACCGCAAGCUUCCGCGUGAGCGGAACUAUCUUCCGCGCAGCGGCGAAGUUAAGCUAACUUCCUCGUAUGCUCAAAUUCUCCUAAUUCCAGAUCUGUCAAACUGAAUGUAUCCGCCACGGAUCGUCUCAAAAAAUAAUGUGUUGUUCAAUUUGCCCAACUACACAAUCUACAAUUUGUGUCAUUUAUCAAAAUGGAAAAUUGGCAUUUUGGCAGCUGAAAAAAUGAACAAACUGAAUUGAGUUAUCGAAAAUCGCUGAUUGAAGAUUUUUUGAGUUUUGAAAGGCCGAAUUUGGAAACGAAGAAGAUUGGAGAUUUGAGCAUUUAUCAAUUGGAAACUAUUGGAAGUUUGGCAGCUGGAGUGACUUGUGUUCGAAUGAGACCAAUGGAUGAGUUAGCCAAAGUCGAGAAUGAUCCGUUUGGUGAGGAUUUUUGAAGGGAAACUGGGAAGCCUAUUAUGAGCUCUGAGACUCAUUUUUGAGCUCUAGAAGUCAAAUUUUGAACCCCAGAAGUCAGAAUUGAGCUCCAGAGCUCAUUUUUAAGCUCCGAAAGCCAAUUUAGAGCUCUAAAAUCUCUCACCUUUUUCUUCUGGAAAUUUCUCAAAUUUUCAGCCAACACAUCUCUUGGAAGUCUUCAUUUAGCAGCAGUUGGAACAAAUUCCGGAACUGUUCAUUUGAUUGAUGUUUUCACUUCGCAAAUCUACAGAGAUAUUUCAGUUCAAGCAAGCCCGAUUAAGUAGGUUUUGAGCUCGAGCGGAGCGAGUGUAAACCGCUAGCUUCCGCGUCAGCGGCCACGCGGAUAAUAGAACUGUGGUGUUGUCACGUCAUAGCAAUCCGCGUGGCCGCUAAAGCGGUAGAUAGUGCCGCUAACGCGGAAGCUUGCGGUUUACACUCGCGUUUCAGCGCUCGCCCAGCCAAAUUCCUAAUUGUUUUUUUUCAGAUGUCUUGAAUGGGGUGGUGUAUAUUCUCUAGUCACAGCUGGUUUCAAUCAUUCUUUGAGUGCCUCUCAAAUUGUACGAAAUGAGAUAUUUAUCACAGAUAUUCGAACUGGAUUAGCGAGAAGAAUUCGACCAGAAGUUGAUGAAUCGCCGAUUUCUAUUUUGAGAGUCAGCUAUUAUCAGUAGGUUUUUGAAUUUUGGGAAAAAAAAACACAUAAAAUUUGAUCAAAAUUAGUUCGAAACCUGAAAAUUCCAGAAAAUUCUGAAUUUUCCAAUUUCCUGCCAUGAUUUAGAGACCAAAAAAUAUUUUUUUCUGAUUUUUUCAAAAAAAAUUUGGGAAAAUAUAAUAUGAGCAAUGUUUUUGACACGUGGAUUUUUGAUGCCAAAUUAUUUUCUGAAAAUUUCAGAAAAUUCUGCAUUUUCUCACUCGCAUUUCAGAAUUUCUUGAGAAAUUUGAGAGUUAGAACGAGACGAAAAAAUAUGUUUUUCAGAUUUUUUUUGGAAAAAUAUAAUAUGAGCAAUAUAUAUUUUUGACACGUGGAUUUUUGGUGCCAAAAAUUUAAAAUUAAUAUGAGCAAUAUUUUAAAAACUUCCUUUUUUGCGUAAAUUUUCAAAAUUUGAAAAUUCAAAAAUGUGUGGAUCCAGUAAAUGUUCAGUUUAAUAUGAGCAAUAUUUUUGACAUAUUAAUUGUUGUAGCGAAAAAAUCUCGAAAUAUUGACAUGAGCAAUCUUUAACGCGAAACCCAGCUCGAAAAAUUAAUAUAAGAAAUCUUUUGACACGUGGAAAUUUUUCCAUGAACCGGAAAAGUUAUCCCAACUUAGUCAGAAGCUAAAUUAAAUUUAAAAGUCCUGAGUUUACAGGGCGUGCUCCGCAAGCCCUGCUCAAAUUCCUUAUUUUCCAGCUGCUACUUGGCCCUUGCUUUCCAACGUGAACCCCUUGAAAUUUGGGACCUAAAAGGUCUGCGACUUCUCCGAAGAAUGUCUCGAAGUUGUCCAUUAAUAGUUGAUAUGGCAUGGUCAAAUAAACAUCAUAGCAUCAAACAAACUGAAUCAACUCAACAAUCUGUUUAUCGAGAAAAUUUGGUAUUAUUAGAUGCCGAAAAUCGAAUUUAUCAUAUCACUUUGAGAGGAUUACAUGUUAGAGAUGGAAAAAUGGUUAAUACACAGGUACUUGAAACAGACAGGAAAGCGGAAUUCGAGCGGAGCGAGUCUAGACCGCAAGCUUCCGCGCAGCGGCAAAGUUAGGCUAACUAUGAUCUGGAUUAACGUCCGAAGAAGUUAUCCUAACCUUGCCGCUUCGCGGAAGCUUCCGGUUUACACUCGCUUCGCUCGAAAGGUCAUUUGAGAAAAAUCGAUAUUUUCACCCUAAGGGAACCAUUUUUAGGCUGAAAAUAUUGAUUUUUAUUCCAAAAAUGCUGAAAAUUUGGAAUUUCUAUCUGGAUUUUCCAAAUUUUCACCAGAAAUUUCUCUAAAAAUCGCCGAAUCUGCAAAUUUUCCCUAAAAAUUGAUUGAAAAAUCGAGAUUUUAUGGAAAAUUUCCAGAUUCCGCACAGGGGAACCUAUCGUCAAUUUUUUAUCGAGCGGAACGAGUGUAGACCGCAAGCUUCCGCGUAGCGGCCACCUGGAUCACUAUGAUAUGGUAAACGUCAUAGCAAUCCGCGUGGGUGCUAACGCGGAAGCUUGCGGACUACAGUUGCUCUGCUCGAUUUUUCACCUGAAAAUGCUUGAAAACCCGCCGAAUCUGCAAAUUUUCCCUAAAAAUUGAUUGAAAAAUCGAGGUUUUAUGGAAAAUUUCCAGAUUCCGCACAGGGAACCUAUCGUCAAUUUUUUUCGAGCGAAGCGAGUGUAGACCGCAAGCUUCCGCGUAAGCGGCACUAUCUUCCGCCUAGCGGCCACGUGGAUCACUAUGAUAUGGUAAACGUCAUAGCAAUCCGCGUGGUUGCUAACGCGGAAGCUUGCGGACUACAGUUGCUCUGCUCGAUUUUUCACCUGAAAAUGCUUGAAAACCCGCCGAAUCUGCAAAUUUUCCCUAAAAAUUGAUUGAAAAAUCGAGAUUUUAUGGAAAAUUUCCAGAUUCCGCACAGGGGAACCUAUCGUCAAUUUUUUUUCGAGCGAAGCGAGUGUAGACCGCAAGCUUCCGCGUAAGCGGCACUAUCUUCCGCGUAGCGGCCACGUGGAUCACUAUGAUAUGGUAAACAUCAUAGCAAUCCGCGUGGUUGCUAACGCGGAAGCUUGCGGUCUCUUUUUUUUUCGAGUGAAGCGAGUGUAAAGUUUUUUCUUGCAGUGGAAAAGUGCAAGUGCCCAAAUAUGUGCAAUGGCCUGGAAAGACGAUAUGUUAGCAGUUGGAGAUGUUGAAGGAAGUCUUGUUGUUUGGGAUUUGGGAAAACGACAAUCGAGACAAGUGAGGGAUAUCAGCCAUUCAAGAGUUCAUCGAAUGCUUUUCUCGAGAUUGGCUGGAGAUCAUACUAUGGCUGUACUACAUUCAAGGUAACCGCAAGCUUCGCGCGCAGCGGCCACGCGUGAUUACUCAUCGAUAUGGACACAAACGUCAUUAAAAAUAAACCGCGUGGUCACUUCACGUGAGCUUGCGGUCUACACUCGAAUUUACACCUGAAAAUAGCAAUUAUCUGAAACCCGCCGAAUCUGAAAUUUUCUAUAAAAAUUGAUUGAAAAAUUGAGGUUUUAUGGAAAAUUUCAAGAUUCCGCACAGGGAAAUCUAUCGCCAAUUUUGUUUUCGAGCGAAAGCGAGUGUAGACCGCAAGCUUCCGCGUAAGCGGUACUAUCUUCCGCGCAGCGGCCACGUGGAUUACUUUGAUAUGGUAAACGUCAUAGCGAAUUUUGAAGGAGCAAAUGUUGAUCGCAAGCUUCCGCGAAGCGGCAAAGUUACCCAAACUUCAGCUAUGUACAGGGCGUGCUCCGCAAGCCCUGCUCAAAUACCUUUUUCUCUUUUUUGCAGAGAAGUAACCCUAUGGGACACCGAAGCCAUGUCUCGAAUCCAAACAAUUCGCUCCGAUUCAACUCGUCUUUUUUUGGAUGCCGAUUUGUGUGGCCUAAGCCCGCUUGUUCUAUCAAAUGAUAAUCAAUUACGAUUUGUGGUGUCGAAUUCGAAAAAUAUUGGAAUUUCCGAAAAAGAAUGGCCUGUUUUGUAUAAAAAUGAGGAAAAUGAGAAGGAAAAUGACAUGAAAUUGGAAAAAAUGCGAAGAAGAAUGAGAGGAGAACAUUUUGGAAGCGGAUUUAUUGGAUAUUUGUAUUGA